This is a messenger RNA of Zea mays, 1582 nucleotides long. RefSeq lists its product as uncharacterized. The record is from RefSeq and is marked predicted. Lineage: Eukaryota; Viridiplantae; Streptophyta; Magnoliopsida; Poales; Poaceae. The transcript has a single exon. The coding region runs from base 36 to 1262 and encodes 408 amino acids.
CCCCGAACGCCUUCUUCCUCCACCAUCCUACCAGUAUGGCGGACGAGCUCCACGACGACCUCAUGGAUUUGAUACUCGUCCGCGUCCCGUGCAAGGUCGACCGCGCCAGCAUCUCCCUCGUCUGCAGGGCGUGGAGAGACAAGGUCGCCCGCCUCGGGGGCCAGGCCCCGCCCCCGCUCCCGUGGCUCCUCCUCCCCUCGCGCUUCGGCAACGACCCCACCUUCCGCGCCGCUUGCGUUCUCAGCGGCUGCUCCGUCCACCCCCAGCACAACCUCCUCACCACCAUCCCGCCCGGCGCGCGCUUCGUCGGCUCCUACGACGGCGCCUGGAACUUCCUCUACUUCGAUGAGACGCGCACGCACAGGCUCUUCAACGCCCGCACACGCCAAGUCCGCAUGCUCCCGGAAGCGAUCUAUGUCAAUCGCGACGGACACCAGAGUAUCUGCAAUAUGGUCAUCCUCGCCGCCACGCUCUCGUCAUCGCCGGACGACUCGAUGUACGUCGGCGCUGCCAUCAUCACGCGGGCUCAAGGCCCACACGAGGUGUUGCAGCCCUACAAUCGCUGGAUUGCGUUCUGGCGAAUGGGCUGGGAAAUGGCUCUGGGACUGGACGUGGUGGAUAUGGGUAUGUACCUUACGGAGGACGUUGUCUACCACUGCAGGGCAUUCUAUUUUCUGCUCAUCUAUGGCGGAAGAUACGAAAUCCUCGUGUGUACGCCAAACGAGAAUCCAGAAUAUCCUAGGAACUUGAACAUAAAUGUUGAGUUUCGCCGCUUCAUGCCGCUGGCGCUUGGAGAGCGCAUCUCGCCGCUUCAUAGCGUUAUCGCUCGAUACCUCGUCAUGUCCCGUGGCGAACUGCUCAUGGUCGUCAGGUUCACGGCUGUUGCUGAUCAGCAGAGGUCCCAGUUCAAGGUGUUCCGGGCGGCUAGUCGGCCGCAGAUGCCUGACGGCGGCGGACACUUCCCCGUGGCUCAGUACCCCUGGGCAUGGAGCGACCUGGACACGCUGGAUGGCCGGAUUCUGUUCGUCGGGUAUGGCUGCUCCAGGUCCUACCAAGCGGAUGCGUACCUAGGCUUCAAGCCCGGCAUCUACUUCUUGGAUGAUGGCAUGUUCUACGAGGCACUCUACUUCGGCGGCGCCAACACCAGGCCGUACCCCUGCACGGACAAUGGGAUGUGGUCCGAAUCCGAAGUCCGUAUCCAGAGGUGCUUCCCAACUCCAGACUCAUCGGAAUACUCUCCUCCGGUUUGGCUUCUUCCUUGAGGCUACAGGUUUAUUUUCAUGUGCUACCGUGUUAAUUGACAUUCCAAUCUUUUAGGUAGAUGCUGGUCGCAAUAUUCAGAGUGAGACAGCUAGUUGCUGAUUGCAAUAUUCAGAGUCAGUUUCCAAUGUUCUCUGACUUCUGUCAAUGUAGAACAAACAAUAGUUGCUGUUCAUGGCAGCUUAGAACAAACAAUGAUUCCAAUCUUUUAGCUAGUUGCUGAUUGCAAUAUUAUUCAGAGUUAGUAGCUGUCGAAAGCAUAUGCAGUGUUUCCAUUGCUGAAACAUAGCCAUUGAAGGUUUACUUUAGUCAUUCAAAGUUU